Messenger RNA from Linum trigynum, 1054 nucleotides. NCBI's taxonomy places the organism in Eukaryota, Viridiplantae, Streptophyta, Magnoliopsida, Malpighiales, Linaceae. The record is from the annotation of a GenBank genome assembly.
CACAUUAUUAUAUUUCCCCCCAAACACUCUUUUUCCUCCUUUAUCAUGAACAACGGUAGAUUAGUAGCUCCUCAUCGUCGUCACGACUCUUUUUCGCCGCUGUCCACGUGGGUUUGCCAUCACAACCACGAUGAAGAGAGAAGCCGCAGCUUGUACGUGUGCAGCUUCUGCAGAAGAGAUUUCAGCUCCGCGCAGGCGCUUGGCGGCCACAUGAACGUGCACCGACGAGACCGGGCCACCUUGCUCCUCUCCUCAUCCAAUCAUAAACUCCCAUCACCACCACCACCUCCUCCUCCUUCCUCUUCUUCGCCAUCUUUGACUUUGACUAAUCACCAUCGUUAUCAAAAGCCUGCUCCAGCUACAGUUUCUUCUCCUUCUGAUCAGCUUCUGGGUUCUCCUCCUCGUAAACCUAUAUUUGUCUUCCCUUUCUCCAACAAUGGGGCCAAACCGACGCCAGCAGAGAAGGGUGGCGAUGGAGAGGAAAUGGUUAGCUUGGAGUUGGGAAUCGGGUGGAAACAAGAAGCUGCUGCUGCUGCUGCUAUUGCACUGCCAGCUUUGGAUUUGGAGCUUCGCCUACGCUGCUCCACCUAAAUAUAAACCAUUUACAGUAUUUAUUGCAUUUCUACUACGUACCGAGUUUCUUUUCUGUGUGUUUGCUAAGAUCUACUGAUCCUUUGUUUCGUAUUAGUUGUAUUAUUAAUUAAUUUGUUUUGUUCCUUCCCAAACGGUCGAGUUGCGGUGUGGUCGAUUGUCAAAAACAAUAUCUAGGAAGCUAUAUAACUGAAAUGUGAAAACCACAUAAUAUUAUAUUGUUUUGCAAAACACUCAACUGUGAGUUACAUUGAUGGCACUAUUAGUACUCAUUAGAUUGCUACAUAUAUCUGAUGAUAGAUAUGUCAGCUCUUUCUUUUUCUAUCUGCUCCAAUUCAGAUUUUUUUUUUAUUUCCUUUUUAUAGUUGGUUAUGUAUGAGAGUUAUUUUCUAAAUUUGUUUGUGGAUGUAAGGAAAAAGAAGUCAUCUAAAAUAUAUCUGUUGAAUGAAUGUGGAUUAAAUUG